Girardinichthys multiradiatus is the source of this 4743-nucleotide messenger RNA. Its product is annotated as clustered mitochondria protein homolog. The transcript has 28 exons. NCBI's taxonomy places the organism in Eukaryota, Metazoa, Chordata, Actinopteri, Cyprinodontiformes, Goodeidae. Gene Ontology annotation, cellular component: cytoplasm. Gene Ontology annotation, molecular function: mRNA binding; protein binding. Gene Ontology annotation, biological process: intracellular distribution of mitochondria. The coding region runs from base 342 to 4517 and encodes 1391 amino acids. The record is from RefSeq and is a predicted model, not a curated record.
GUUUAUGGGGGAGGAGUGAAACAUGCCUGAGGGAGGAAGAGUGAGUAAAGCUACAACAAAGACACACCUAGUCCAGAAAAAGUUUCUGAGACAGCCUGUGUGGAGCAAUAAGAGGGUGUGGCCUUUUUUGCACACUGGUAGCAGAUAAGUUGAGUUUGUCUUGUAAAGAGGGGCAUGAGUCAUAGUCCUGAACAUUGAGCCAUUUACUUUCACUCCGCUGGGCUCUCUCUCUCACACACACAGUCCAGCUGCACAAAUCAAACCCCCUUUUAUCCAACUGCUCCAGCAGUUUUUAGACCAGACUUUUUUUAGGGAGCAACAAAGAAGUAAAAGUCCCAGCCAUGAAGGACAAAGUGAGGAAAGGAGGAAGAAAUCAAGCCAGAACUGAUGCAACCAGCACACCCGGUGGAGAUGAUGCUGUUGAUAUCAAACAGGAUGAGGACACAGCGUUUCCUGUAAAGAUCCAAGGUGCAGGAGUGGAGCCAUUUGAACUUCAGGUCAAUGCAUUUUGGCUCGUUCAAGAUGCAAUAAUGGCCCUGCUCUCGAGGAAUGAGGUGUGCCCACGCUCCAACUUGUCUCUAGCUGUAGCUGGGGUGACUUUGGAUCCCCUCUCUGAACUGCAAAGCCUCAAGGGCCUUAAAGCAGGAGCUCUCAUUCGCCUGGUGGAGGAGCCUUAUACCUCCCACUCCGCCAGACUCCACUUGGCUCGGGUUGUGGAGCUGCUGAGAGCAUCCGGACCUCAUGAUGCACUGAGAGAAGGACGAUCACCAAGCGUAGUGGAGACCCUCACACACACACCUGACUCGGGCUUACCAAAUGGAAAGACCCUGAAGCGCUCUUUAAGCAACACAAAGGGAGAAUCAGCCAACCAGGAUGGAGCUCCACCUGAGUAUCUUUUGCCUGGUUCCUCAGAAAGACCACUUAUGGCCCUGCUACCACACACUUCUCAACAAGAGGCCCCCAGCUACCUGAAAGAUUUGUCUCUCAGCUGCUGGCACCCCCCUCCAGGACACAGGAAGCUGCAGGGAGACUUCAUGUACAUCACAGUGGCGACAAUAGAGGGUCGGCAUUGUGACAUCACAUCCUGUCCCAAAGGUUUCUUCCUAAACAGAUCUACUGAAGAUAUAUUUGACCCUCGUCCUGCACAAUCUUCUCCUGCCUGUCACUGUCUCACUGACCUGCUGUGUCACAUCAGUCCUAUUUUCAAACAAGCCUUCGCCACACUCAAAAAUAGGCCACAGCAGCCACCAUUAGAGGCGAUGCCCACGCCUUACCACACACUGUGCUGGCUCGGACCUCCAUGCACUUCUCGUGCGCACAAGAACACCUUCAGUAGAUUGGGCGUGGAUGAACAGGCAGCAGCACAGGCUCCAGACUGGAAUGAGGAGUUACAAGCUGCGAGGGAUCUUCCACAAGGAAGUCUGGAAGAAAGGCUGCAGAGAGACAAAACUUUGCUACAGGUUAACAGUGCUUUCGUGAGGACUGUUAUGCAGGGGGGGGAGACUGUUCUAGAUGGAUUUGUUGAGCCAGUAAAUGGAAACCCAGAGGACCCAGCAUUCUUGUGGAGUGGCUUGUUCAUGAGCCAGGGGGCCGCAAGUCCACUGUUUGGUGGUGAGAGGGGACGCAGGGCUGCUCAGAGGCUGGAGCUUAGUGGCGUGCAGGCUUACAGUGACUUAGAGGGGCUGCAGGGGCUGCAUACCAUACCUACAGCCAUCGUAGACUACAGAGGAGUACGCCUGUCGGCCCAGGGUCUGGCUCCUGGCUUUGAAAGCUCAGAGCAGGAUCAGAAAGAUUCUCCUGCCUCGAGAGGUUUGCUUUAUGGAGUGAAUGCAGGGCCCCAAGAAUCCCCUCAUCGCAGGCGGCUGCUAGCCCUACUGGCUCACGCGGCCAAAAGUCUGUCCAUCCAGAGACAUGUUGUUGUGGCUCCCAAGGGGCACCAGGUACCUCUGUUCACCUCCGUGGAUGCUCAGGGGCUACUGGGGGCCGAUGGGAGGUUCUAUUUACUAGAUGUAUUCAGAAGCUUCCCAGCUGAUGCCAACUUCCGCCCAGAGGAAGAAACACAAAGUCAGAUAUCUGCUGGAGAGGAAGACAGCAGCAAAAGCUGUGAAGAGAAUGAGGAGAAGAGGAACGGGAAUGAGAAAGAAGGUUGGGCAGAGGAUUAUCGGGGCACAACUGGGCUUCCAAAAAGCUUUCCUCAUGGUCUAUGUAGACUGAGGCCAGAGCUGGUGCAGGCUUUCAUUCAGCACAAACAUUGUCAGUUCACUGAACGUGUGAAGGAGAAAAUGGAUGAAAAUGGAGGAUUUGAAGAAUGUGCAACGGCCUGUGACUCUCGAGCGACUGAUGCAGUACGAGCUGCGUGCAAAGACGUGAGCUCAGUUAGCGACAUUAUCUUUGAGAUGCGCUUUAACCCAAAUGUUUUCUCUCCAGGAAUACAUUUUCCUCCCACUGAGAGUGCAUCAACAAACCUGCAGGAGAAGUUGCUGAGAGAAGCUGCAGCUUUUAUCAUCACACACCAGAUACCAGCCUUUUUGCAGUGUUGCCUACAAAGCAAUGAGGCGCCGAUGGACGGAGCUUCUCUAAAACAGGUGCUACACCAGAAAGGCAUCAACCUCCGCUACCUGGGUCACGUGGUCAAGGCUAUUUCCCAGUCAGAACACAAGGAGCGCCUCAGGCAUAUAAUGAGAUCAACUAUAGGGGAAAUUUUCAUCCGCUCAGCAAAAAGAGUGUUCAACCAUUUCCUACAGGGUGUGGACGUACCGAGCCUCUCUUCAGCCAUCAGUCACUUCCUCGGUUGCCUGCUGGUUCACCACUUCAUGCCCUCUCCUGGCGGAGAGGAAGCUAAGAAAAAGUCAAGGAGGCGUGGCCGUGGGGCCGGGGCCUCAGAGAGCAUGCCCUGGAGCAUGCUAACUGGAGCUGAGCUGUGGAAUCUGGUCUGCCAAGAUGCGGUUGAAACAUAUGACAUCUCUGACAGUCUUGGCUCUAGUCCGAAUCACUUGGUGGAGCACUAUGGACUGCAAAAGCUCUCUUUGCUGAGAGAAUUCUGUUUAAAGACUGGAGUGCAGUUGAGGCUGAGAGACUACAUCCUUGACAACCAGAACAAAGCUCCCAUCAAUCCGGACGACAUCCUCAACAUCUUCCCUGUUGUUAAACACAUCGACAUGCCGACUGUGGAUGCUUCCAAAGCAUACCGUGCUGCACAGAACUCCAUUCAAAAGGGCUUGCUGGAUCAGGCCCACGAACAGCUGAAGGAAGCAGCUUACCUGUAUGGCAGGGUGUGUGAUGAUCUGGACCCUGAGGCGUGUUACUGCAACAGCCUGUUGGCCAAGGUGACCUUCCUGCAGGGCAAAGCAGCAGAGGCUCGCAGUGUUCAGCUGAAAUCAGUGGUUAUCAGUGAGAGGGUGCUUGGCUUUGACCAUCCAAACACGAUACAGCAAUAUGCCCUCUUAGCAGUGUAUGCAUAUGCUGGAGGGGAGACAACCCUGGCCCAGAAAUGUCUUCUCAGAGCUCGCCUGCUAAUGCUAACAGUCCAUGGAGAAGACCACCCGUACACUGCAACACUGGACAGCUGUCUUGGCCUGGUUCUGACAGAAGAUCAAACAGGGCAGUUCCUAAAGAAUGCACUGAAACUUAACACUUCCUUUUUCGGCCCCACAGAUAUGCAUACCGCUCUCAGCCACCACCUUUUGGCCCAGUGGAUGUGCAGUAAAGGAGACUAUAGAAGUGCAAUGUCAAAUGAGAAAGAAGCCUUCUCUGCCUUUACGUCCUUGUUAGGAGAGGAUCACCCACAGACACUCUGCAGCAAAGAGUUCCUGGGCACUAUAACCAAGCAGGCAGUCAAGGUGGAACGCACUCUCAGACAGGCAGGAAGUGACUCUGCUGAGCAAACUGUGGAGUGUCUAAGCCCAACAUCUGACACUAUUCUGGAGCAGAUGGUCCUGGUUACAGGGAUAAGGAGGAUCACACGCAGUGACAGGUUCCAGGAGUAUAAGCAGAAACACCUGGAACGAAAGGCUGCAGCAGCAAAGGAACUGGGAUUCAAGCUCCCAAUCUGGCCUGUUAACUCACAUCUAGUUAGCAGAGAAGACAAAAGCUCAGAUAAAGAACGUGGAAGUGGGAAGGAAGCUAGGGACGGAGGAAACAGAGCAGAGAAAGAAGACCGGAAGAGUGAACAGCAGCAGCCGUUGGAGGACAUGUCUGCUGAGAGUGGUGCAGGUGUCUUAGCCAACGGUUGUGUGCUAGAGCCAGCUGAGCAAAGCAAACAUGAAGAGAAAACCGAUGUUGAUGCUGACAGAGAAGUUACAGGUGCUGAGGUCCAGAGAGUGAAUGAAGGUGAGAUGCAGUCAGCCUCAGGGGGGAAAAAUGGAGAAAUUAAUAGAGGCACAGAAACAAUUCUCAGCCCAUCUGCCCUUAAUAGUAAACUGACCUGGGCAGACGUUGUUUCAAAAUCUAGCAAUGGAACAGGAAGCAAGGCAGUAAAUGGAGGAGACAGUGUCACCAACGAAAGUGUUGAAGAGUGAAAACACUAAAAACACACAAAGGCUUGUAGGGGUGAGUUUUCUAAAGACACUGCUGUAAGAUGAAACUACCGGAUUUUAAUGUGAUUAAAACAACAAGAAGGUAGUAUUAAGAAAAAGACGAGUAUUCUUUUAUGUUUCAGAUGUUUCACUGUCACAGAUGCUGUGAGAAGCAAGCAUUGUUUGGCUGCAUUUCUUUUCCAAAAAUAAACUUUAUACUUUGCUGUAA